Messenger RNA from Hydra vulgaris (swiftwater hydra), 2064 nucleotides. NCBI's taxonomy places the organism in Eukaryota, Metazoa, Cnidaria, Hydrozoa, Anthoathecata, Hydridae. The record is from RefSeq and is a predicted model, not a curated record.
AGAUUUCAAAUUCACCAAACAAAGAUUCCAAUAUUUCUUUCAAAAAAGGUUGCACUUUACCACUCCUUCAUAUAUUGCUAAAACACAAAGUAGAUACUUGAAAAACUGUAAAGAAAAUCUUAACCAAAACAAAUGCAUAUUUUUAGAAGAUUUUGCUGAAGUUAUUAACAUGUUGUUCAGGAUGAGGUUUAAAGUUAUCACUGGAGUAACUAUAUAUAUCAAAGAAAAUCUACCUGAUGUAUCAAGCGUGAAAUACUUUUCCGAUGGUUUUGCAGCACAAUUUAAAAAUUCUAAAAACUUUAUCAAUCUUUGUUAUCACAGUAAAGACUUUGAUUUAAAUGCUGAAUAGGUAUUUUUUGCUACCAAUCAUGGUAAAUCCCCCUGUGAUGGUAUUGGUGGGACUGUUAAAAGAGUAGUAUGUCAAGAAAGUCUAAAACAAAUAACUACUGGGCAGAUUUUAGAUGUUAAUUUAAUGUACUCUUUUUGUAAAACCAAGAUGAAAGGAAUUUGUUUUAAAUUUUUUUCUAAAGAUGAAAUUGACCAAACAUGAGCACAAUUAGAAAAAAGAUAUUUAGGUGGAAGAACAGUUCCUGGCACAAGGGCGUAUCAUCAUUUUAUUCCAAUUGCUUUUAACACUAAAGUUAUAAAAAAACAAGUAUUGAUACAGAUUUGUUGAGGAUGUCGGCUGAACUGAAAAAAUUUUAUCUUAAUUAUUAUGGGAAAAUUGGUGAACUUCAACCACUAUUAAAAGCAUCUGCAAAUGUUGAUCUCAUACAAAAAUUUAUUGAUCUAUGUAUUGUUGAUGCAGUUAAUGCUCAAAUAGACGCUUAUUUCAGUGUUGAACGAAAGGAAUUUCUUGAAAAGCAAAUUCGUUAUACACCAAUUCCAUACAGUGAUAUAUUUAUGAAAGAAAAACCAGUAAUAUUAAUAUCUGGAAUAGCUGGUAUUGGGAAAACAUGGUUGCUUAGAAAAUGUUUGCUUGAUUGGUCAAAUGAUUUAAUUUGGAAAAAUGUUGAACUUGUUUUCUAUUUGGAAUGCAGGAUACUCAAUUCAUAUGCAAAUAUUUCUAAUAUUAAUGAAUUAUUAAAUAUUUUCUACAAGGAUAUUGUAAACGAUUUUAAAUUUAGUAGUCACACUGCACUGUUUAUAAUUGAUGGGUUGGAUGAGUUUAAAUAUUUCAAUGAGCUAUUAAAUCCAAGUUUGACUAGCACUCUGAUUGUUAAAGUUUUACGAGAAAUUCAAAAAUACAAACAUGUAAUUGCUGGUAGAGUUUAUGCAAUUGAUCAAUACCAAAGUAUAUCUACAGAACAUAGCGAUAAGUUAACCAUUCAAGUAAUGGGGUUUAAUGAAAAUGGAAUAAAUAAUUAUGUAGAAAAUCAUGUUAUAGAAGAAAAAAAAGAAUUCGUAAAAACAACUUUAAAGGAGUCUUCAAUUGCAAAAGCCAUGGCAUCUGUUCCGUUUUAUUUAUCUUCAAUGUGUAAAAUUAUAAGUGAUUCGAAAAAAAUAGAUACAAAUUCUUUCUUAACAAUGACAGAUUUGUAUACAAAUAUUUUUUUAUACUUUUUGCGAAAACAUAUCAUAAAAAACAAUAAACUGAUAUAUGAGAUAAUGGAAGACAGUUCCAAUAAAAAGUAUAUUUUAAAUAUUUGUAAAAUUGCAUAUAAAAUGUUUGUUAACAAUAAAAUAAUUUUUUCCAAAGAUGAAAUUCAAGCUUUUAUUAAUGACUUUGAUAAAAAUGAAGGUAAUUUCUUUGGAUUUAUAGAAAGGAUUGAAACAGAUCUUGGUUGUUAUUAUCAAUUUGCACAUUUGACAAUAAUGGAGUUUUGUGCAUCUGUAUAUGCAUAUAAUUGUUUAAGUAGUGAUGAGAUUAUGGCCAAUGAGAGGCUGAAGAUUAGUUGUUUAUCAAUGAUUUGUGGAUUAGCCAAUAAAAACCCAAACAGUUUAUUAAAGUUUCUUGUUAACCUGGAUUCUUCUAAAAAACACUAUAAAGAAUCUUCAUUUUUGUUUUCUAUUUUGGGUAAGUUUAAGAACUUUGUUGCAUUUUGGUGAGCUUAUUUUAGAUAU